Messenger RNA from Parastagonospora nodorum SN15, 654 nucleotides. RefSeq lists its product as hypothetical. The transcript is spliced from 2 exons. Bases 1 to 654 code for a protein of 217 amino acids. The record is from RefSeq and is a predicted model, not a curated record. NCBI's taxonomy places the organism in Eukaryota, Fungi, Ascomycota, Dothideomycetes, Pleosporales, Phaeosphaeriaceae. Gene Ontology annotation, cellular component: endoplasmic reticulum; Golgi apparatus; endoplasmic reticulum-Golgi intermediate compartment. Gene Ontology annotation, biological process: Golgi organization; endoplasmic reticulum to Golgi vesicle-mediated transport; intracellular protein transport.
AUGGAUCGGAUAUCACGACUCGUCAGCUGCGUGCUGCUGCUCCUCUUACCCCUCGCCGCCGCCCUCAAAUUCGACCUGCACCCCGUCUCCCCCCACGAUGCAGCCAAGUACGAGCGCUGCGUGCGCAACUUUUGUGCAAAGGACCAAUUGGUCGUCGUGACCGCGAUUUUGGACGGAUACAGAGGAGAUGGUCAGAGAGUUGACAUGCAUAUCCGCGACUCCAUGGGCAACGACUACCACCGCCCCAAAGACGUCGUCGGCGAAAACCGCUACGCCUUCACCGCCCACGAAGACGCCGCCUUCGACGUCUGCUUCGAGAACGUCUUCACCGGCGCGUCCAAGACGACGCAGCCGCGCCACGUCGAGCUCGACAUCGACAUAGGAGCCGAUGCCAAGGACUGGAACGCCAUUUCGGCUGGCGAGAAGCUGAAGCCUGUCGAGGCGGAGCUGAGGCGCAUUGAGGAGACGGUCGGCGAGAUUGUCACUGAGAUGGACUACUUGAGGGCCCGUGAGCAGAAGCUGAGGGAUACGAAUGAGAGCACGAAUGAGCGUGUGAAGUGGUUUGCGAUUGGGACGAUGGCAAUGUUGAUUGGCUUGGGUGCGUGGCAGGUCAUGUACCUGCGGGCGUAUUUCAGAAGCAAGCAUCUCAUCUAG